Messenger RNA from Paramecium primaurelia, 1680 nucleotides. The record is from the annotation of a GenBank genome assembly. NCBI's taxonomy places the organism in Eukaryota, Ciliophora, Oligohymenophorea, Peniculida, Parameciidae.
AUGUAAACCAUAGAAAACUAUUAAUAUGACAAAAAGGGAUUUCUAGGGGCAGGUAGUUUUGGUAGUGUGUAUAAGGCUAAAAAUAUAAAAACUGGAGAGAUUGUGGCUUUGAAAAGUAAUAGAUUAAUAUAUAUUUUCAGUUUUGGAUAUGAAAUUAUUCUAAGAUUAGUUUAUGAUCGAUUCAUUAAAAAAUGAAAUAAAAGUUAUGUAAACCUUGAAAUCACCUAAUGUGGUUAGAAUGCUUGAUGUAUUUGGCAAUAAAUAAUAAACAUAUAUGGCUAUAGAAUUAUGUGAUUCAGAUCUCAGAUCUGUAAUGCAUAAAAAGGGUCAUAUGUAGGAAUAAUAAGCUAUAGAAGUACUAGCAUAAUUGAUGAAUGGUUUCAAAGAAUUAGUAUCACAUAACUAUAUUCAUCGAGACAUAAAACCUGAAAAUUGUCUAGUUAAAAGUAAUGUAUAUAAAGUGGCUGAUUUUGGAUUCGCUACUAAAAUUGAUAUAACAGGAAGAUAAUUACUAAGAGAAUGUGUUGGUACUCCUAUCUAUAUGUCUCCUCAGAUUUUAAAUAAAUAGUAAUAUUCAGCCAAAAGUGACAUCUGGUCUAUUGGAAUGAUGUAUUAUGAAAUUCUUUUCGGUAAAACGGCCUGGUCUUGCAGAGAUAUGAAUAGUUUUUUAAGAAGUAUCAAAACAUAACCCUUACGAUUUCCUUAUGAAAGACCAAUAAAUGAAAAUUCUAAAGAUUUCAUCAAAAAAUGUUUAAUGAUUGAGGAAGCUAAUCGUAUUGGUUGGAAUGAAAUUUUUACUCAUCCAAUUUUUACUAUGAAUCAAUCUGGUCAAUUAUAAUAGAAAUAAAAUUAUGAAUUACCAUAAUAAUGUAUUAAGAUAUUAAGGAAAUUGUAAGAAGUAGUUGCUGAGAAUAAUAUAGAUCCACAUUAUAUUUUUCAAAGAUUCGAUAAAGACAAAAAUAAUAUUUUAGAUGCUAAAGAAUUUAAAGAACUUAUUUUGGCUGUUGAUCAUAAUACUACUCAAUUUUAAAUUUAAGCAUUAUUUACAAGAAUCUGUGGACAAGAUCAAAAAGUUAAUUAUAUUGAAUUUUAAAAAUUAUUCACAGAAUUUGAUUUUUCUGAUCUAAAUGAUAGAGCAGGAAUUAUUAUUAAAGACAUUUAAGCUGUAAUCAAGGCUAAUAACAUUAAUAUUACAUAAAUAUUUAAAAAAUACGAUAAAAAUCAUUAAGGAGAUCUAGAUUAUUAAGAAUUUUAUAAUUUAAUCAAAGUAAUUGUACCUGGAAUUAAAGAUUAUGAAAUUUAAUUGAUGUUUUCUAAAUUCGAUCGUGAUAAUAAUGGUGCUAUUAGUUUUCCUGAAUUUUCAUAUAUUCUCAGUAAGGGCACAGGUUAAACAUAAAAAGAUGGUAUCACUUAAAGAGCCUCAGGAGUAUUAAAAUAAUUGUAAAAUACAGUGAGAAUUAAUAAAUUAGAUGUUAGUAAAAUAUUUCAACGUUUUGAUAAGUCUGGUGAUGGUGCUAUUGAUUAAGAAGAAUUCUUUUUAUUAUUAAGAGUAUAAUUAAUAAUUUAUAAUAGGCAAUAGAUGGUAAAAUAAGUAAAAAUGAAGCAGCCAGUGUUUUCCAUAUUUUUGAUAAGAAUCAUGAUGAUUAGAUCUCUUUCGAAGAAUUCAAAUCAUUGCUAUGA